Molecule: messenger RNA, 1989 nt
Organism: Ciona intestinalis (vase tunicate)
Lineage: Eukaryota; Metazoa; Chordata; Ascidiacea; Phlebobranchia; Cionidae
Source: RefSeq, a predicted model, not a curated record
UAAACCAAGGUAUGCAGACAUGAGUCAUCAGAUUAUUGAGAUGUAGUUUGUGCCUGGUGUGCGUGUCAAGGAAAUUUUUAUAAAUUUACAAUUCAUAGCAGUUUUUAUACUUUGUUUUAGAUUUAAACUGUCAGUGUAUGGAGUACUACUAGUACAGUUACCCCACAUUUUCUUAUCAUGUUUUGUGUUUCAAUUAACAACCCUAUUUUACAGUCGUGAAGAUUUUUAAAUAAUUACUAAAUUUAUUUGCUUACUACCAAAUAGGACGAUAAAAGUCGACGAUAAAAGUUAGUGAACACAUAUUCCAUCUUGCCCCACCUCACAACCCAUCUUGCCCCACCUCAUAUAAUUGCCAAUGUUUUGUCAAACUUUAUGAUUUUCUUUGAUUAAAUAGAAGAAGAAGAAUGAGGUGAUGAGGAAUGACAACAAUUCCUUUAAAUAUAGGUCGGUUUACUAUGAACAGUGGUGCGAGGUAAAAUGGGACAUAUUUUCUUGACUUUUUAUCGUUCCAUUCGGUAGUAAACUAAGAACAAGUAUUAAAAACCGUAUUCUCACGACCAAAAGAGCGUUGUUAAUCGAUAAAGUCAAGAUUAGAAAAUAUAGCUUUUAGGUGCUAACUCUAUCCCAUCAUGCCCCACAGUACUUAAGCCGGUUUUUUUCAUGAACAAUAUGUCAAACUCAAGUUACAACGAAACUUUAACGUGGAAUGACGUCAAAGUACAGUGGAUGACGUCACUUAUAUUUUCUUCGCUCUCAAGUGUGGGGGUCCUGUAUUUGAUAAUUGCGAUGAUGGUGCAUUUGAUAAAGCAAGCAAAACGAUGCACAGAUAUUUUUAAAAGAAAAUGGAUUGAUUUAGUCAUUGUGUCGGCUGCGGUUGCAAUUCUGCUUUACGUUGUUCUUGAGCUACCACUUAUUACACGCCAGCAUGAACCUUAUUGUACAAUAUACGAGAAAACAAAAGUAGUCUGCUUCGGCUUUUCUCUAAUGUGCAUUUAUUCGGUUCUGUGGCUACGAAUGCUAAAGGCGUUUUACCUUAAACCAGCGACCGGGGAAAACUUGGGAAAAUCACUUCGCUUCUUCAGUCAAGUCACAUUCGCUUUGCUUGUUGCAAUGACUGUGAUAGACACGUCAAUUUUUCUUACUGCUUCACCUUAUCGUACAACAGCACUGGGUUGCGUAAAAUCUACAAAAUCUUCCCGUUCUGUUGCAAAGUGGAUAGCACUAAUUGUAACCACAACUUUGUGCCAAGGCUGCCUGCUGUUCUACUUUAUAUAUCCACUCUACGUGCAUCGCAAACGAAUGGGGAGACAUGGCAUUCAUUCAAAAUCCGUUCUGCCUUUGAUUAAAAGAUUGGUGGCAGUAUUAAUGAUGUGUAUCGCAGCUAACAUCGUUGGUUACACUUUCAUAGCAAUAUACAAGUCACCUACAGUGUACGUCACCAAUAUUGUGCUUGGAAGUAAUUUGGUUUUCCAUUUAGUGGCGCUAGUGUACUUGUUUCAGGAUUGGAAGCAAAGAUUGAAUCCAUUCAGUAUUAUUGCUAGUCGCCGCAAUGCAACAUGGGUAAUUUCUACAGAAGCAAGUGUCCAAAGUCCAUUAUCUAAAUCUAAACAUAGACAAACAAUCGCCUAAACUCUCACCUCUGUGGUUGAAUGUUUUCAAUUGAACGUCACAUUUAUCUCCAAAUGUUAUUAACGUAAUAUCGAAACUGUGGAAAUAAAUUAAAAUAUGCAAACAAAAAAGGGGCAAAAACUUAUUCCAAAUUAUUGUUUAGUUGAACAGUAAUUUGAGUCCAUUUGUUUAACUUUACAACGACAACAAAUAUUUCAUCACGUGUGUUGCAGACAGGCGAAAUAUUGUGACGUCAUAGUUGUUAAUAAUAGCAUUACAUUAUGUUCUGCAUUAUAACCGCAUGUGUCAAUAGAUUACUGAUAAUAUAUUAACGAAAGUUCGGUGUUCAUUUAAUAAUAAUAAAUACAUCGUAUUAUAAAA